Pelobates fuscus (common spadefoot toad) is the source of this 3633-nucleotide messenger RNA. RefSeq names its product p21 (RAC1) activated kinase 2 (gene PAK2). The transcript is spliced from 15 exons. Gene Ontology annotation, cellular component: cytoplasm. The record is from RefSeq and is a predicted model, not a curated record. Bases 132 to 1706 code for a protein of 524 amino acids. Gene Ontology annotation, molecular function: ATP binding; protein serine/threonine kinase activity. Gene Ontology annotation, biological process: regulation of MAPK cascade; intracellular signal transduction; regulation of axonogenesis. Lineage: Eukaryota; Metazoa; Chordata; Amphibia; Anura; Pelobatidae.
AGGAAGGAGGGGCCGGAGCACCGAGUAAAGGGUUGCCUGAAGACCGAAACAGGGAGCCGGCACUGGAAGGGGGAGAGUCCAGGCCCUAACACCUCAUCAAAACACCCGGUCUGACUUCUCAUACAGAAAGUAUGUCUGAUAACGGGGAGCUUGAGGAUAAACCACCGGCUCCUCCAGUGCGCAUGAGCAGUACAAUAUUCAGCUCAGGGACGAAAGACCCUUUAUCCAGCAAUCACAGUUUAAAACCUCUUCCUUUGAUUCCAGAAGAGCGAAAACCACGGAACAAAAUCAUAUCCAUGUUUUCUGGCACAGAAAAGGCAAGCAAGAAGAAAGACAAGGAGCGUCCUGAAAUUUCACCGCCAUCUGACUUUGAACAUACUAUACAUGUGGGCUUCGAUUCAGUUACUGGAGAAUUUACAGGAAUGCCAGAGCAGUGGGCACGUCUGCUACAAACCUCAAACAUAACUAAGCUUGAACAGAAGAAAAACCCACAGGCUGUGCUGGACGUACUAAAAUUCUAUGAUUCGAAGGAUACUGCUAAGCAGAAAUAUCUGAGUUUCUCUGCCCCAGAUAAAGAUGGGAUCCCUUCUGGUGUAUCACCUGCUCCUCAUGCAAAGGGUUCGGAGCCUACAAGAGUGGCAACAGGCGAUGAUGAUGAUGAUGAAGAGACUCCUCCUCCUAUUAUUGCUCCACGACCAGAACACACCAAAUCGAUGUAUACCCGUUCUGUCAUUGACCCAAUACCACCUCCUGCUGGUGAUGCAGACAGUUCAGCAAAGGGUGCAGACAGGCAGAAAAAGAAAACGAAGAUGAGCGAUGAAGAAAUUAUGGAGAAACUCAGAACAAUUGUAAGCAUUGGGGAUCCCAAGAAGAAAUACACCCGAUAUGAAAAGAUUGGUCAAGGUGCUUCUGGAACGGUCUUCACGGCAAUAGAUGUUGCAACUGGUCAAGAGGUUGCUAUUAAACAAAUAAAUCUUCAGAAGCAGCCCAAGAAAGAACUGAUCAUCAAUGAAAUUCUGGUGAUGAAAGAACUGAAGAACCCAAACAUUGUAAACUUUUUGGACAGUUUCCUAGUGGGGGAUGAACUGUUUGUUGUAAUGGAAUAUCUAGCAGGUGGGUCUCUCACAGAUGUAGUAACAGAAACCUGUAUGGAUGAAGCACAGAUUGCAGCUGUGUGCCGGGAGUGUUUGCAAGCCCUAGAAUUCCUCCAUGCAAACCAGGUUAUCCACAGGGAUAUCAAGAGUGACAAUGUGCUUUUAGGAAUGGAUGGGUCCGUCAAACUUACCGACUUUGGCUUCUGUGCACAGAUCACCCCAGAACAGAGCAAGCGUAGCACGAUGGUUGGUACCCCUUACUGGAUGGCUCCUGAAGUAGUUACCAGGAAAGCAUAUGGUCCUAAAGUAGAUAUAUGGUCUCUUGGUAUCAUGGCCAUUGAGAUGGUUGAAGGAGAGCCACCUUACCUCAAUGAAAACCCUCUAAGGGCAUUGUAUUUGAUUGCUACUAAUGGAACCCCAGAACUGCAGAAUCCUGAAAAGCUGUCCCCUAUAUUCAGAGAUUUCCUGAACCGCUCCCUGGAAAUGGAUGUGGAAAAGAGAGGAUCAGCUAGAGAGCUCCUUCAGCACCCGUUUUUGAAACUCGCAAAACCACUGUCCAGCCUGACUCCUCUAAUCCUGGCUGCAAAAGAAGCAAUGAAAGGCAAUCGUUAAUGGACUGCCUGUUAUCCUUUUACCCGUGGCCUUCUCACUUGCCCUACUACCUUUUUAACCACCUCAAUAUUCUUGAAGUGCCACUCCUACCCAUGUCACAUGGACCUCGGAGACAAGGGUAGGAAUAAAAGUAUCCUGUGAAGGAACAGAUAAAAUGCUAUGUAUUCUUCCCUUGCCGUGAAGAUGAAAAUACUGAAUGUCAUAAGAGAAGGAAACUGAUCUCUCCAAAUUUUGUGUGUGUUCCUUUCAGGAAAAGAACAUUUCUUAAAUUUGUGGCCUUUUCAAAAUCCCUGAGAUUUCUAGGGAAUUGACUGCAUUAUGGAAAUAGUUUUUGUAUGUCUUCUCUUUUCCUUGGAGGGCAUUGCUCUUUUUUUUUUUUUUUUCUUUUUUUCUGGCCUUUUCUUGAUACUUGAAUAACUUUCACGCAAGUGGUGAAGCCUUAAUGUUCUUUCUCUGCUGACUCUUCAGAUUCUACUUGCUCUUCGGGUGCCUGGAUGUUUUCUUAUAAAGGAAAGAGGUGCUUUAUGCUGUCUAUCAACUUAUCAUAUGCUUAUUGCAAAAGCAGGGCAAAAAUGACAACUGAUUUAAAGACAAGAAAUGUAGCCAAUGGUUUUCAUGUCAGUGCUGCCAGCUAUUAUUUGAAAAGAAAUAUGUUGGAUUUGCAGGCAUGACAAAUAUUUCCACACAACCUGAAAAGUUCUCUUUUUCAUUCUUUUUGUUUCUACUUUUAUACAAAAGAGAAGUGGGUUCAGGGAGGGAUGCAGAAUGGAUCUGAUACCAGUUUUUGAAAAUAGUGCUGUUAAUGUUCUGUGUUGGCCAAAAUGGUGGUGUGUGGGGGAGGGGGAAGAUCAUUAAUGUACAUAAAAAGGUGACUAAUAUUGAAAUGUUACCAGUUUUCCCAUGUGUCAAGUGCUCUUAGCACACUGAUCUUUGUAUUGUCUUUACAAAAGUUAUUAGUUUUUGAUUUCCUCCCCCUGCCCCCUUAUACAUCCAUCUUUCUUUAAUUUAAUGGGAUAUAGUGCCAAAGUUAAAUCUACGUUACAAGAUACUCCCUCUCCCCUAUAACUGAUACCUGUAUAUUAAUUUAACUACUUCAGAAAUUUAGUUUAGAAACUAUUUCUUUUUUUCUUCUCAAAAUUGAAGUGCCUAUUUUAUCUUGUUCAUUUUAAGUAAUCGAUAUACCAAUCUGCUAAUGUUCUCUGUGUAAUUGUUGGGUUAAUUUGCACUUCCGUGCAACAUCUGUGUAAAAAAACAUUGUUUAUAAAAUAACUUGUAAUACAUACAUUGCUUUUUAAUACCAUAGCAGUGAUGUAUCCCAUACUUGUGUCAAUGCAAAUAAAUCCAGCAAUUUCUACUUGAGAUAAGCAUUUUCUUAAGCCUGUGAUAACCAGCUAGUACUGCUUAUUUACAUUGGUUAGUUAUCUGACAAAUGUGUUUUCUUCAUACAUGUGAACAAAAGGGAAUUGUCGUUCCAUGUUGUAUACCAGCUCCUUCUUAUGUUUUGCUUUUCUAUUCUCUAAAGAACUGGAUCACUAACCAGCCGCAUUUAGCAAAUGUCACAUAUCGAAGAGGCUAGAGAAUAGUAUGUGUAUACAGUUUGUGGAAAAUUCAGUGUAUUUUAAAAAUCCAGGGCUCAUGACUUGACUGGGAAAAAACAAAAAAGAUUGCCUGCUGUGGUUCCCUUCAUUGUGUUUUCAUGCUAAAAGCAAUAACUCAUAUGCCACAGUUUAUAUUUAAUUAAACCAAUGAAUUGUAGAAUAUAUCCGGUCUCUUGGCACUGAAGGAGUUAAAAUAGCUCUGAACAGUUUCUUUACAUUCUAUUGGAUGACAUGGGCCCGAUGCUAAACGGCAUACAUGCAGCAAAAAUCUUUUCUUUUCUUUCUUUUUUUCCUUUCUACUUUACUGUUAGAGGCUACUGACUCAACCA